GUUCACACGCUUGACGCUUGCCUCCUCCCGUCACCAUGGACGCGCCCUCCGCGGGCUCCCCCUCGAUCUAGCGCUGCGGGCACGCACGCCGGCGGCGGCGACCCUCAACGGAGCCUUGGCGCUGGGUUCCCAAAGUUAGUGGGCUAGGGGCACGGGCUGGAGCAGCGCGCCAUGGGGAGGAAGCCUGACGCGGUAGCCAAGCCGCACUUCUCCGGCAGCGUCGGCGCCGGCGCCUCCUCGCCGAGGGCGGCACGGAAGGCGCCGCCUUCUCCGGUGUUCCUGGGAACCGCGCUGUUCGUCCUAGGGUUUGUGUCCCUGUUCACGGGACACGUGGUCACCGACGCUGAUUGGUCGCGGAUCCGGAGCCGGUGGCGAUCCAAGCAGAUUAGGAUAUAUGAACCUAUAGAUAUUUGGAAAUCGAGGUAUUCCAGCAUCUACUACGGAUGCAGUGGGAGAAGCGUGAAUUUCAGAUCUGCUGUGCCAGAGAACAGUUCCACUGGUUACUUGUUGAUUGCUACCAGUGGGGGGCUGAAUCAGCAGCGUAUAGGGAUAACAGAUGCUGUUGUGGUUGCCUGGAUUUUGAAUGCCACACUCGUUGUACCUGAGUUAGACCAUCACUCAUUCUGGAAGGAUGAUAGUGACUUCUCUGACAUUUUUGACGUGGACUGGUUCAUUUCCUACCUAUCAAAAGAUGUAACAAUUGUUAAAAGGAUCCCUUAUGAAGUGAUGUUGUCAAUGGAUAAACUACCGUGGACCAUGCGAGCGCCUAGGAAAUCAGUGCCUGAGUUUUACAUUGAUGAAGUUUUGCCAAUACUCAUGCGAAGGCGAGUUUUGCAAUUAACCAAAUUUGAUUAUAGGCUCACUAGUGAGCUCGAUGAAGAUCUGCAAAAGCUACGUUGCCGAGUAAAUUUUCAUGCAUUAAGAUUUACAAAUUCCAUACGUACUCUGGGUCAGAAACUUGUGCGAAAGCUGAGACUCAUGAGCCCACGAUAUGUCGCAGUUCACUUGAGGUUUGAACCUGACAUGCUUGCAUUUUCUGGCUGCUACUACGGAGGUGGUGAAAAAGAAAGAAAGGAACUGAGUGAAAUUAGGAAACGGUGGGAUACAUUACCUGAAUUGAGUGCUGAGGAUGAGCGCAGCAGGGGGAAAUGCCCAUUGACUCCUCAUGAAGUUGGUUUAAUGCUCCGAGCUCUUGGUUUUGGUAACGAUACAAACCUGUAUGUUGCUUCUGGAGAAAUAUAUGGUGGAGAGGAAACUCUCCGACCUCUUAGGGAACUCUUUCCAAAUUUCUACACCAAGGAGAUGCUUGCUGGGGAUGAUUUGAAACUAUUCCUUCCUUUUUCGUCACGGCUGGCUGCAAUUGACUUCAUCGUUUGUGAUGAAAGUGAUGUCUUCGUUACAAAUAAUAAUGGAAACAUGGCCAAGGUUUUAGCUGGCCGAAGGCGAUACAUGGGCCACAAGAGAACUAUUCGUCCAAAUGCAAAGAAACUCAAUGUACUGUUUCAGAGACGGAAACAGAUGGGCUGGGAUACGUUUUCGCAGAAGGUACAGAAAGUCCAGAGGGGUCUUAUGGGAGAACCGGAUGAUAUCAGACCAAAACAGGAUGAUUUCCAUGAAUUUCCAUCAGCGUGCAUCUGCUUAAGAAAACCUGGGAAUGUAUCAGUUACAACAUGAACUGAAAGCUUGACACCACACAUGCAGUAGACAACAGGAGGAUUCUGCUAGUUGAGCCUGCGAUUGAUGCACUGGGGAACAGAUAUAUUAACAUGGUGGAAUUAACAGGACAGGGAUGCAUUUUGCAUACACCAAGAAAUAGAUGCCUUGGUGCGGUAGAGAUGAAAGACGAGCUGCAAGGUAACUGCCACGUGGAGAGUUUCCAACUGGAGAUGUGCCACGCCUGUAAAUUGUUGUUUAUACGUUAUUGAUUCUUUGAAUAUGGUGUGCGCCUAUAACAUGAUCUUCUGUCCGAGUAAGACAUUGUUUAUAAGUUACAAUUAUCUGCCCAUGGGCCAUGGCGAAUGGACAAGUACAACAACAAUGGCUACCCCCACAUUUUGUGAUUACUGUA
This is a messenger RNA of Setaria italica (foxtail millet), 2068 nucleotides long. RefSeq lists its product as uncharacterized. The coding region runs from base 172 to 1674 and encodes 500 amino acids. The transcript is spliced from 9 exons. The record is from RefSeq and is a predicted model, not a curated record. NCBI's taxonomy places the organism in Eukaryota, Viridiplantae, Streptophyta, Magnoliopsida, Poales, Poaceae.